UUGGCUGAGCGUUCGCCGCUCGCGGCAACCAGCCCGUGAACCAGCCAGCCUCGGGUAUGCAGGUAUGCGAGAGCUGCCUCAGCUACACUAGCGCCAGACUUUCAGAACGUCCUAUUCGAAACACGAAACUGGUAUUGUGUAUACGUGGGUUGUGGAGUGCGUCUUAUGCGAACCACCUGUUAAUUUUAGCGUAAAAAGUACAAUUCAAGGUGUUACAAUAGUGUUGCGACGUACAUAAGUGAUUUUUACUGUGGUGGAGAUCUAAACGUGAAGUGAUAAUCAAAUAAAAACUUAUUGUAAUAGCUCUUUCAUUUAGACGUUUAGCGGUGGCAAGUUCCAUCUCAGGUGAUAGAAUGGAGAAGGACCGUCCCUGCUACAGGUCCACAGCCCUGCUGGGGGCGUAGUCCAGAGCCAUGCCGGGAGUUCCAGAAGUCACUCCAGACCAUCACUGGGACGAUCAACUCAGUACAUAUUCUGAAAAUCCAUCCGACAUGUUACCAUAUCAUCGAUCUAGUGUCCAUUCUAAUGGAUACUCAACAGAUGGCCAACAGAGUGUGGUGGGUGAAGAUACACCCACCUAUGUCAUGGAGCAUUUGGCCACAUUCACAGUUUCGAAGGAGACAGGUAUUGUCUAUCCUGCUGAUGGCAUGAGGAAGUUACUACAACUAGAAAAAUCCAAUGGAAUUUGGUCACAGAAAAUGCAAAUGCGCUUAGAUCGAAACUGGGUUCUCAUUAUGGAUUUUGAAAGUGGGGCAGUUAUGGAAAGGUUUCCAGUAUCACUCAUCCAAGAACCUACUGCCUUCACAAGUCAUGAUCCUAUGGAAAUCUACAACAAUAUUUUAGUUUUCAUUGUGGGGGAAGAACGUCCGGAUAGAUCUAGUUCUCGCUCAGAGAUGCACAUUUUCCAGUGCCAACGCAUUUCUGCUGAAGAAUUGGUGGAGGACUUGAAGAUGUUGAGGGUGGGCAAAGUGCCCCCAGGCCGUCAGUCGCGGCAUAUCCCUCCACCUCCCGCCACCCCUCCUCCGGAGCCUCCUAACAAUGGCAUUAAUGUUCGUGAGCAAGUCUCUGUUUUCAAUGCAACAUCUCAUCAAGCAGAUCCACGAGGUGCUCAUGCAGAACUGGGACCUGGCAUGUAUCCUCCUCGAGAUAGAAACCUGAAUGAUGAAACAAGCAGUACUUCAAGUGAAAAAUAUGAAAGAGAUGUAACAAUUUUAAAUCACUGUUUCGAUGAUAUUGAGAAAUUCAUUGCUCGCUUGCAACAUGCUGCUGCAGCAUCACGAGAACUUGAACGUCGACGAAGAAGUCGCAAAUCGAAAAAGAAGGAUUUGGGUGAUGGAAUGCUGACUAUGCGUGCAAAACCUCCCCCAGAAGUGGACUUUAUUGAUAUCUUUCAGAAAUUCAAGUUGUCAUUCAACUUGCUGGCGAAAUUGAAAGCUCACAUUCAUGAUCCAAAUGCUCCGGAGUUGGUUCAUUUCUUGUUUACACCUCUGGCACUUAUUGUGGAUGCAUCUCAUGACACUCACUAUGGCCCAAACCUGCCAGCAAAGGUAGUGUCUCCUUUGUUGUCCAGAGAAGCUGUAAACUUGCUCAUAAACUGUGUGACCAGCAAAGAAACGGAACUAUGGCAGUCUCUUGGAGACCCAUGGCUAAUACCAAGGGAACAGUGGAAGUAUUUUGUUGACCCAUAUCACCCAAAAUUCACUGAUGGCUGGAUACCAGAAUUUCCUGUGGGUGAUGAGAAGGAUCCUUUGGCUUUACCUUCCCCUCCAGAGGACAAGAGAGCUGGGCAUGAGCCCGACCUGCCUGAACAACAUUACCACCGUGAGCCUGAACGAGACGAUUCUCACUAUAGCAGUGAUUAUUUUGAUUACGAACAGCAAGAAGCUUCUCCCCCUGAUGGAGGAAGGUACCAUGGAGGUCGCCCUGAACGGUAUCGUGAUGAAAGGGAGCGGUCACAAAGUCCUGGCGGGUCUGAACAUGAUUUCCCGUUGGGGCCUCCAAUGAGCAGUGUGCCAGUGACUUCUCGUGACAUUAGUGCCCGCAGCGACAUUUCGGCUGAUUCCAUUGAACGUAAUGGAGGAGGAGAGAGCCAACAACGAUUUGAGCGAGCACAGUCUCGCUGGCUUGAGGAGUUACGUUCUAGAGGAGCAAAAAUUGUUCAAGUCACCUAUCCCAGAACAGCAAACAACGACAAAGAGCUUACUGUAAUCAGAGGAGAAUAUUUAGAAGUAGUGGAUGACAGUCGGAAGUGGUGGAAAGCUCGUAAUAGUAGGGGACAUGUAGCUCAUGUUCCACACACUAUUGUAACACCAUAUCAACCUGGAGGUGGUGAACCUGGUGAUGUUUUCAGUGAACCGUUGCACCCAGGACGUGGGUAUGAUCGUCAUUAUCCUGGCCAGGACUCUCCUCGUGAUUCUGGCACUACUGUAGAUGGGCGCCCCACACGCUCUCCUCCUAUCCCUCCCCCUGCACCUGCUGAUUGGGUGCGUAAGAAGCAUCUGGGCAAGAAAGAUGAUCCAGAUCUUAGUUCAGAUGAAGAUGGUCUGCCAGUAACAUCUAGAUCCAAUGCUCCUCCGCCACCACCUCUUCCUGCUCCUGGAGCUAUUUCUGCUCCCUCUUCUCCUAAGCUAACUCGAUCUAAGAGUAAUUCAAAUCUUACAAGAAAUACUAGCAGUACUGACCUUGAAAUGCAAGAGGAAUUGAAGAAUGUAUUGACAAUGUUUCGAAAUAAGCGUCGAAAUUUGGAUAUUGUCAGAACACCUGAAGUUUAUAUUGAUCCCCAAUCCAGCCCAGAGGAUGUCAAAAAGUGGCUUAAAGACAAAGGCUUUAGUGAUGAUGUAUGCAAAAGACUGAAUGGAAUGAGUGGAAAUGAGUUAUUUGAUCUGAAUCGUGAACAGCUAGAAAAAUAUUGUGGAAUUAGAGAGGGUCGCCGUCUGGAUUCACAACUAACAAUACAAAGGAAUGUGUCUGGGUACAAGACAGCACGCUCCUCAGAGUUACGUGCUAUUUUGGCCAAAGUUCGUUCCAAAGUUGAAACUCCAACUCCACCUGAGAAGCCUUCCUCUGGAAAUUUAAAGGCAUCUCCCCCUCCCACAUUAACCCAGCCUCCUACUGCUUUUCAUCCUCCUUCUCCUCGUCCUUCUCCUCAUCCUCCAUCUCCUCGCCCUCCUUCACCUCGUGCUCCAACUCCACCUGCUCCGUCUUCCGUAUCACCAGCUCCACCUCCCCAUGGAUCAAUUGGCAGACAGAAAUUUACUCCUCCACCACCACCACCUCCAAAUCCUGCAUCAUUACAAGAUGAUGAUGAUGAUUAUGAUGAUACACCCGGUAAUACAUCAACAUUAGGGGAUCUUCUGAAGAAACAGCGACUUAAAAUGCAAAAUCGAAAUUGAUGAAAGUGCUCUGUAAAGUUCCUAAAUUCAAUGUUCCAAGCAUGUCAUUUUGAAGUAACAUGCAACAAUUACCGAAUAGAAAGCACACUGAUCUUAUCUAGUGUACUUUAGGACUUCUAGGAGAUAUACUUCAGUGAUGGAUCAAUUGUCUCUCUACUCAGUUAACUUGUAAGUGAAAAGUGCUCAAAGGAAAGCAAAAGAUGUUCAAUUUGAGCAUGAUUUUGAAGAAAGUUCACCACUUAAUUCUUAAUACCUGUUAAGAAUGUUAAAUAAACAGUUUUCAUUUUUAUAGUGCCUAAUUGCUCCUUAAGUCUCGGGUUACGUAAUGAUGGAAGUUGUGUUUUAACUUGUGCCUUAGAUUUCAUGUAGAAAAGCUAAAGAAUUUGAACAAAUUAAUGUUUGUAUCGGUUAAGUUUGUUAUACUGGAGGCUUUAUUAUACUGGUGUAUACUUUUCCUUUCAGUUUAUAAUGUAGUUCUUGGAGUCAUUUUAUAGAUUGUUAUACGUACUUUCAUAAAAAUAGUUCUAAAUAUUAUUCAUGAUUUUGUUCAAGAUUGAAGUGCCAAAGUUUUGUGUUUGUAUUCUCUUAUAAUUUCAAUAUUUUGUUAUAUGAGGUCAUAAUUUCAAAUUAAUUUUGAAAAUGAGCCAAAUUGUACAUACAACCUCUAAAAAUGUAUUGUGAAUGAUAUUUCAUGAAAUAUUGGGAUACAAUUGUACUAACAGGAACAUCCUACUCAAAGGAAAUUUGAAAGUAAAGAACUGUAUUAGAAAAUGAUUUUUUAUCUGACUCUUCAUUUUUGUCCAUGACAUCUCCUUAGAAUAUGUUUCCAUAAAUUAGUGUGCUAGAAAAAUUGUAAUGUGAAGUAAUUAUUUUCAAUUUUAUAAACAACUUUAUUUCUUGGAAUCAUUAUGACAGGUAAUGUUAUGUCUUUAGAAGUAAAACAAUAGAAGAUGGACAAGAAGUAAAAUGAGUAAUUGGUUCAUUUUGUUUGGUAUUGAUUAAUAUAUUGCAUUGAUUUUGUUAACAUAAACUUAUGCAUCAACUUUUCUCUUUUAAAUUUUAUUCAUGAAUAAUAUCAUAAGCAUAAAAAAAUGUGAACCCAAAAGUAAAAGAAAUUUACUUUUUGUACAAAUACAUAUUUUUUGGAUAUAUGUUGGGUUAUAUAAAAAAAUACACAUUAUCUAGGAACUCUCAUAUAAUUUCCAAUUUAUUAACAUUAUUUUUCGGUGUUACAGGUACAAUUAAAUCACAUUUUGGGUGUAAAAAUCCUAAUGAGUUUUAUGUAAUGUUGUUGUCCUAGAAAAUGGUUUUAAGACAUAUUUGUAUUUGAGCUAACUUAUCCUUAAUGGGAAGUUACUAGUAAUUCCUUUCAUCAGUUAAUAUUUCACUAAAACUGGGUACAAAAUGUAUUAGUGCUAUUUUUAUGUACAUAAUAUGUACAUUAUGUACAUUUGUCUCUUUAAUCAAAUAAGUUUCUUCUUCCUGCAGUGUUCUUUUUUAUAUUCUGUUCUUGUAUUAUAUACACGGUAACAUAUGUUUGUAAAGUAGUAGUUGGGAGACUUAAAACAUGAUAAGACUGUAACAUUUUCUGGGAGUGACACAAUCAUUCCCUAAUUUAUAUUUGAUCAGUUAUCUAUUUAAAUGUACAAGACAUAUCUUUAUAUUAAAACUAUGUAUGAAAAAACAGUCUUGUAUUUAUCACUGGUCUCUAUUUACACAAAUAUCUCAUGGUCUGAUGUAUGGAUCCCUGAAUCAUAGGAAUCUUGACAGCCGUGCUGAGGAGCACUGGAUUUUAUGCGAUACGAGCGAUUCCUAGCAAUAGGUGGGUAAGACACAUGGUGUCGCACAAAACUUGAAGAAUGCUGGAACAAGAAAUACAUAAUUUUUAAAAAACAGUAAUAGUCUUUACCAAA
This is a messenger RNA of Gryllus bimaculatus (two-spotted cricket), 5305 nucleotides long. NCBI's taxonomy places the organism in Eukaryota, Metazoa, Arthropoda, Insecta, Orthoptera, Gryllidae. The record is from the annotation of a GenBank genome assembly.